AUGUGCAUGUUUACCCAAGUUAAUCUAGUUUUUCUUCUCCUGACUAGACAUUUCCACUGCUUCCUUAAGGCCACUAGCUCAGGAGAACCAAGUCGUCAGGUUCCUAAACAGGGUACUACUGCUGGGUAUUCCCUUAAAUCUUGCAAUCCAGACUCGAGACCAUGUCUAGCAGGGCUGUAUGAAGAUGUGGAUUUCCCAGGAGCCGAUUACAGGAGCCUUUUCACAGCAGAUCAGUACGAGUGUCAGAGAGCCUGCACCGACGAUCCUGGCUGUCAGUUCUUCAGUUUUUUCAGUGGCGCAUUUAAUCAGCUGAAUGUCAGGUACAAGUGCAACCUUAAAUUUAGCUGGACAGUGCCGAGAACACCGAUAGUUCGAGCCCUGUCGGAUAGAAUCUCUGGAUUUUCCCAAAGGAUGAAACCAGAGUCCUCCCUCACCGAGUGCAAGGGAACACUUUUUCCAAACGUCAACCUUCCUGGACAUGACAUUGAAGUUCUAGCUGCUGCCUCUCCUGAACAAUGUCAGGUGUUGUGCUCUGAUCACCCACUAUGCACAUACUUCACCUAUGUCAGUAAUGGCUUUAGAUGUUACUUGAAGAAUAAUGAAGCUGAAAUGGUCCCCAGGACUGAAAAUGGGGCCACAUCUGGAUUGCCAGCACGCUCCUGUCAGCUGGAUAACGGUUGGACCAAAGUGGUUUAUGAGGGAAUAGAUUUCCCGUAUUCAGAUAUACGCUUUUUUCCACUGGACAACUUUAAGUCGUGUGAGAAAAGCUGCACCGAGGAUCCCAAUUGCCAGUUCUACAGCUACGUCACCACAAGGUGACAGAGCAAGCCAACACGGUGUCC
Fundulus heteroclitus (mummichog) is the source of this 842-nucleotide messenger RNA. Its product is annotated as plasma kallikrein-like. Lineage: Eukaryota; Metazoa; Chordata; Actinopteri; Cyprinodontiformes; Fundulidae. Gene Ontology annotation, molecular function: protein binding. Gene Ontology annotation, cellular component: extracellular region. The record is from RefSeq and is a predicted model, not a curated record. The transcript is spliced from 7 exons. The coding region runs from base 1 to 819 and encodes 272 amino acids. Gene Ontology annotation, biological process: proteolysis.